AUGUACGCGGAUCUCGCAGGUUUCGCCUGUAUCCUUGUGUCGUUGUUCGCAGUUCACGGCCAUUACGUGCAGUCGAUAAUCAACAUCGCGAACUUUACCGAACUUUGGUUACACGCCGAGGAGCAUCUGUUAGCAUUGCGGAAGUGGAACGGAACAGAAGUGGCUAACGUCAUCGACUUCCGGUUGUGGACGUACAACGGCACGUUAACAGGAUGCGGACUCCAAUACCGCGCGGUCGGCAACGAAAGCCACGUCGGGUCCGUGUACUUCCCGAAAGUCGGGGAACACCAGUGCGGCGACGAUCUGUACACGAUGCGCACGACACCGCCCAACAGGGUGUACGCGGACCGAGUGCGGCUGGCCCCGGGCGAGCAUCCGGUACAGAUCGAACUUAUCGCCGACGGGUUCGAAGACACGUACGUGGACCGUCUGUGCGUGGGAUUUUCGGGCGCAGGUUACCGGCCCCGGGCGUUUUGCGUCGACAACGAACUGUUGAGGGCGUGCAAGCAGCUGACCGACAAUUGGAAAGCCAUCGACCUGGACAGGACGUCCGUGCUACUAAACCAAAAGACGAGAGGCACGGAGAAGAUGAUAUUCCGGGACGUGGAAUCGCUGGCCGCAGGACUGGAAAGACUAGCCCGGAACCGGAACGAUGGCGAAACGAGAUGGGCCGUGUGCGGCCGGAUAGAUUUGAUCAGAGGCACUGUGAACGACGAACUCGCUAACCAUCACUGUAUCGCUGAAAAAUCCAAUAUCCGGUACCACAUGUCAAACUACAUGGUACCGUACAGCACUUCCGAAAUCAAAACCGAAAGUAAGGAUCCGAAUAAAUGUUUUCCUGUGGUCUAA
This is a messenger RNA of Cinara cedri, 849 nucleotides long. The record is from the annotation of a GenBank genome assembly. Lineage: Eukaryota; Metazoa; Arthropoda; Insecta; Hemiptera; Aphididae.